Messenger RNA from Benincasa hispida (wax gourd), 1729 nucleotides. NCBI's taxonomy places the organism in Eukaryota, Viridiplantae, Streptophyta, Magnoliopsida, Cucurbitales, Cucurbitaceae. The record is from RefSeq and is a predicted model, not a curated record.
CUGUGAGAGUACGGAUUAAGUAUAAUGAAAUUCCAUUAAUAUUCGAAAGCCGUAUUUGUUUAGGGAAUUUUUUGGGAUUGUGAAGGACAUUUUGGUCAAAAGACAAACGAAAUUGUUAAAAAUUAAAGGAUUAAUGUAUUUUUCUGCUUGAGAACCCAUCGGAAAACUCUAAAUCUCAGAGCCCCACCGACGAGUAAGAAGAAGAAAACGAAGAGACAAAGAUAUGGGUAUUUUGCACGACGAUGUGGUGCUUGUGAGGCCGUCGGAGAAAGACGAUGAGCCUACCGUCAUCACUGUCAAUUGUCCCGACAAAACCGGGUUGGGCUGCGACUUGUGCCGCAUAAUUCUCUUCUUUGGUCUUAACAUUGUCAGAGGCGAUGUUACGACCGAUGGUAAAUGGUGCUACAUAGUGUUUUGGGUGACUGGAAAUUCGACGACGAGGUGGGGAUUAUUGAAACAGAGGCUGGUGGAGGUUUGCCCUUCUUGUUCUUCAGCUUCUAUGCUUUCUUAUUUCCGCCCGGAACCGCAGUCCUCAAAGCCCCCCGAUAUGUUUCUUUUGAAAUUUUGUUGCCAUGACCGAAGAGGGCUUUUACACGAUGUAACAUGGGUUCUUUGCGAGCUUGAGCUUCUUAUAGAGAAAGUGAAAGUGUCGACCACCCCAGAUGGAAAAGUGAUGGACUUGUUUUUCAUCAUCGACACCAGGGAGCUUAUGCACACAUCAAAGAGACAGCGUGACACAUGUGACCACUUGAAACAUGUCUUGGGGGAUGCAAUGAUAAGUUGUGAAAUAGAGAUGAUUGACGCUGGAGUUAUGUCAUGCUCACAAGCAUCGUCUCUUCCAUCUGAAAUAGCUGAAGAAUCAUGUAGCUUGGAGUUGAAUGAAAAGUCACCUAGCAGAUCAUUAGCUUCUAAAGAUGUAUCUGUUACAUUGGACAAUUCGCUCAGUCCUUCUCAUACCCUAGUUCAAAUUGUCUGUCAAGAUCACAAAGGUCUUAUUUACGACAUUAUGAGAACUCUCAAGGAUUACAACAUUCAGAUUUCGUAUGGACGCUUUAAUAAGAAGCAGAGAAGAACCUGUGAGAUUGACUUGUUUAUCAUGCAAGCGGAUGGAAAGAAGAUUUUAGACCAAAGUAAGCAGAAUGCAUUGUCAACUCGCUUACAGAUGGAACUGAUUCGUCCCCUCAGAGUAGCUGUUUUGAGCAGAGGUCCCGACACAGAGCUCUUUGUAGCAAACCCCACUGAGUUAUCUGGCAAGGGUCGGCCUCUUGUGUUCUAUGACAUCACUCUUGCUUUGAAAUUGCUCGACAUUGGUAUUUUUUUGAAAUCAGACGCCAUUUGAUCGGAGACCGAGAAUGGGAAGUGUACAGAGUCAUGCUUGAUGAAGGAGCUGGGUCUUCGGUUCCGAGAAGCAAGAUCGAGGAAGGAGUCCGGAAGAUGUUGAUGGGAUGGGCGUAGUACAAAAUUUCUUAAGUGGAAAGAAUAUUUUAGUUAGCUAUAUAUAUAGCUUGCUCUUCCAGGUUAAAAUGGGUUGCUCCUCCUUAUCUUAUUGAUGCAUGUAACAUGUUUGUAUUCUAAAGGGAUAGAAUCGUGUGAAUUAUAUGAUGUAAAGGUUGAUAUUUUCAAGUCUUUUGAUAAACAACUUGCCUUGAGAGUUCUAUUGGUCUCAAUUUUAUACAGAGCACCUGUUACCAUUUUGAAAAGAAAUAUGAUAGGAAUAAGUUGUUGCUAA